Molecule: messenger RNA, 1386 nt
Organism: Spodoptera exigua (beet armyworm)
Lineage: Eukaryota; Metazoa; Arthropoda; Insecta; Lepidoptera; Noctuidae
Source: the annotation of a GenBank genome assembly
GAAUAAAUUAACAACACUAGGCUGCGGCUGCCAUGAUUUGGCGUUUGUCUUGUCAUCUAUUAGUGCAUCGUCUAGAAAAUUACAGAAAUGUUUUAUGAAAAGCUUUAUUGGGUGCAACUGUUCUUAGUAUCUAUUUUAAUUAGUUCUAUUGUAGCAGAAUGGAACACAAGGGAUUACAUAAGACGAGAACAUUCUCUCACAAAACCGUACCAAGGAGGCGGGUAUUCGGUGCCUUAUUGGGACUUCUUAGGUAACACGAUAGUGACUUCGAACUACGUGAGACUAACUCCCGAUCUGCAAUCGAAGUCAGGAGCAAUUUGGAACACAGUCCCAUGUCAAACUCGCAACUGGGAGCUUCAAGUUCAGUUCAAAGUCCACGGGCGUGGUAAGGAUCUGUUCGGCGAUGGAUUCGCGAUAUGGUACGUCCGCGACCGUAUGCAGCCGGGUCCCGUGUUUGGAAGCAAGGACUACUUCCAGGGGCUGGCCAUCAUACUCGACACUUAUAGCAACCACAAUGGUGCUCACAAUCACCAGCACCCGUACAUAUCGGCGAUGAUAAACAACGGGUCGCUCCACUACGACCACGACCGCGAUGGCACGCACACACAGAUCUCCGGCUGCGAGGCCAAGUUCCGAAACUAUAAUCACGAUACUCACAUCUCUAUUACUUAUGUCGACGAUACGCUUACUGUAUCAACAGACUUAGAAGGCAAGAAUGCGUGGAAGGAAUGUUUCAAAGUAGAAAACGUCUUACUGCCGACUGGGUACUUCUUCGGUGCGUCCGCCACCACGGGAGACCUCAGCGACAACCACGACAUCAUCGCCAUCAAGAUGUUCGAGCUUGACCUGCUGGAGUCGCAAAACAAAGACGAAGACCGUUCCCAGAUAAUUCCCUCCGCUGCAUCGUUCGAGGCUCCUCGCGAGAGGGUCGAGGACUCCAAACCAGCCAUGUCAGGAGUGAAAACCUUCCUAUAUAUGAUGGCAAUAGCAAUUGUUAUCAUAGUACUAGUCGUUCUAGGCAUCAUGUACUACCAAAAACGACAGGAACAAAGCCGAAAGCGACUUUAUUGAAGAGCUAAAAAUAAAAAUAAAUUGGUUUCAAAGACAUUCCCAUAUAUUUUUUUCUCUUAUUCAAUGAGGGUAGUUGUACAAUUGAUAUGUUUGCCAAAAUUUCAUACUUAGUGAAAUUAAUUUGUAAUUCGUCUCGUUGUGUUUAAAAAUGGAAUGCCAGAUAUUCCUAUAACUGUCAUGAAAAAUUAAAAAAGGAACAAGACAUCAAUUGUGACGUUAGCACUUGAAAUUUGCACAUGCCAGAGCGAGACAACGAUUUUACAAGCCAUUUCAAUCCCGUGUUCAAUUGAAUUCUUUAUUGUGUUCAUUUCGCAG